CUCGCCUCAGCUGAUCCUCCUUGACAGAAUGUAGAGAAGAAGAGGGGUCAAAUUAGAGAGCUCGGAAAGGGCUUCAGACUAUGUCCUCCCCGCUAGCUGGAGGAUAAGCCCCGGACGGGAUGCUUGUGUCCCCCCGGCUCUUCCCGCCGUCCUGCCCCCGCCUCGGUCGGCACCCAUGAAGCCCCCGCUGAUGCAGACCCGACCUGCCAAAGCGAGGCGGAAAGCGGCGGGGGACACCGAGCAUGUACUGGCGCGUCGGCUUCUCCUGGACGGGGUCGUGUGUGGUUGAUCUCGGCCGCAACCGGAGCCUCGAUGAGCAGCUCUCGUUUUACGGGUACCUCGUCGCCCACCCUCUGCAGGACCACGGCGGGAUGAUGUCGACGCUGGGCUCGGACUCGUGGUGGAGGACGACGCUGUAUGUGACCGGGGGCGCUCUGCUGGCUGCCGCUGCCUAUCUGCUGCACGAACUGCUGGCCAUCAGAAAAGAAGAGGAGCUGGACUCUAAAGAUGCCAUCAUACUCCACCAGUUCUCCCGGCCCAAAUCUGGGGCCCCUUCCCUGUCCCCAUUCUGCCUUAAGCUGGAGACCUACCUCCGUAUGGCUGAUCUGCCCUACCAGAACUACUUUGACGGGAAGCUUUCGCCGCAGGGAAAGAUGCCGUGGAUCGAGUACAACCAGGAGCCGGUUUACGGCACCGAAUUCAUAAUCGAGUUUCUGGAGGAGAGGCUGGGCGUGAGCCUGAACAAGAACCUGACGCUGCAGGAGAGGGCCUUGUCCCGUGCCAUCACCAAAAUGGUGGAAGAACAUUUUUACUGGACUAUGGCUUACUGUCAGUGGGUGGACAACCUAGAGGAGACCCAGAAGAUGCUUUCAGUGAGCGGACCACUGAGCGACCUGCUCAAGUGGAUCCUGAGUCACCUGACGGGGGGGAUUCUUAAGAGGGAGAUGUACGGCCACGGGAUCGGACGUUUCUCUAAGGAGGAGGUUUACAGCCUGAUGGAGAAGGACAUGCGCACCCUCGCCACAUUACUAGGUGAUAGAAAGUACAUUAUGGGCUCCAAGCUUUCUGCAGUAGAUGCUACAGUGUUUAGUCACCUGGCUCCGGCCAUGUGGACACUACCAGGAUCCCGACCGGAGCAGCUGAUCAAGGGCGAGCUCAUCAACCUGGCCAUGUACUGCGAGCGCAUCCGCCGGCGCUUCUGGCCCGAGUGGUUCGUGGACCUGGAGGAUUUCCGCUACGACCUCACCACCGAGAUCAGCGACACGCCUUCCAAGCUCCCUGACCUGGGCCUCUACUCGCGAACAGACACUUCCCAGGAGACAAUUUACUCGCACACUUCGCAGCUUUCCCAUCUUUCCCACCUGUCGCACACUCCCACUCCUCAGGAGCCCCCAUCGCCUGUCAGCGACCCCACGGGCCACUCACUUUACGACUCCGACAUGGACACUGAGUGCUCUGAAAUAGAUCAGCUCAAGUGUUGACAAAACACGUCCUUAUUGGCACACUCUCAUAGGUACGCACACCACGGGGCGAUACUAUACAUCUGACCUACGACCCCUCCCUCCCCUACCUUUCUGAACAGAUAGUAUCUUGGGAUUAAUUGUGUUGGUGCAGAUCUAGAGAACAUAGAGGAGUUAACCUGUAAACUCCAGUGGAGGAAAGCUCACUCAUUUAAAGAAGAAAGUGAUGAAAGAAAGUGAUGAAAAUGAAAUCAGGAGCAGGUUGAAAAGUCAAAAGGAGUAAAUGACGCUGCUGCUGCUGAGAUACUCCUCCAUGUACUCUACACCAUCAGCAGGCAAAACCCUUUCACAAGCGCUGCGUCUCUGUGAUCAUGGCAGCUACAUGUGUGCACGCCCGCAGUGUCUCCUCGUAGCAACGUGCGCCAUCGUUCAGCCGCGUGUUUGUCUCCGACUGAGCCCCUCACAGUGAAAUGACAUCAACACCUGCAGCUACGCCAGACUGAAUGACCACAGUUCAGUGUAAAUAUUUAUAGGAAUCAAAGCAAAUUAACUGAUAGAAUAUGAAAUUAUAUUAUGCAUAUAAAGUGUAUAGAUGAUCUGGAAACAGAAACGUAUUUCUUCUGUUGUAUGAUGUAAAUACCAUACGUGUUUCUACUUCAAAGCCCCGUUUUGUUUAUCCUGGAUCAUUGAGAAAACCUCCCCACACUUCUGUUCAUCUGCUUUCACAACAGGGAUGGAAGUAAGGCUGAUCAUACGCAGGACCUGCAGUCAGCUUAAGAUGUAAAGAAUGUAUCCAACACGUCAUUUAAGAUUUGUGCAAGUCUUGAGCCGUCUAUAAUUUCAGUCAGUACCUUAAACAGGCUUUUUAAAUUGAGUUGUGUUUAAAAGAUCUCCUUUAUCUUUUGGUUGCUGAGUUACUGACAGAGAACCUACAUUUCAAGUCAAAACGUCCCUCUCGCUGCGGUUUUGGCUCCUGGGCCGCCUUAUAUCAACGGCUUAAACCGAACUCGUGCUUUUUAUUCAGGCAUUCUAUUCUGCAGUUUUAUGAAUACUUGCAAGUUAUAUAAAAAUAUCAAAAAUUAAAGAGCUGUGCUUUAAAGAAUCUGUGCUAUAAAUUACAAAAGAGAGCUGAUCAAAGAAAAAUAUGCCACAAAAAAGUAGAAGUUAACUAAAUAAAAAAAAUAGCCUCUGCCCAAUAAAUGUUAGGAGAACCAAGGAAAAAUCAACAACUAGGAGAUAUCAGGGAAUCUUGAAUAAAAAUAACAAAGAAAUUAGAUUUUAAGGAUCUUUCUUUAGCAGGCUUGUCAAAAAUAUCCAGUUUGUUUCAAUUUUCUCACUUGAACCUUUGGAACAGUAAAGAAACUAUAGUGGAAUUCAUCUAUCAGGCCAUGUGUCAGAUGCCUGCUGGAUUUCUCCCUUUAUUUAAAGACAUGGAGUUCGACUACUGUUUAUCUGCUCUACAGCCUGACAUUUCUUCUUUUGUCCUUGCACCUGGAAAGAAAAGCAGCAAAAGUCCAAUGAAAACUUCACGGACCUUCAGUAAAACCUGAAGAACUGUUGAUCAAGAUGACGCAAAAGUCUGGUUCCUCAUCGCAAGCAAAUAAUAUCAAAAUGAACAACGGUUUGAAACUGAAGCAAGUCAUACAAUCUGUAAUAAGUCUGAAUUCUCAUCUUCUGAAUUAAAGUGCAUGGCUGGUACGUGCCCACAGAACUAUCACCAAUCACAGGUUGUCUGGAAAAGGUUAAUGUUGUGACACAGAUGUUCUUUUUAGGCCACACAAAGAUGAAGCUCAAGUAGGUGUGGAUGUGUGGCAUCAAGGUGUAAGGUUUAUGCGUGUUUGUCAUUCAACAAAUGCUCAUACGGCACCAGCUGGGGUGUCUGAAAGGCUGCCUGAGAUGGAAAGUAUGUGCCCUUCGAUCUAACAUUGCAUGUGGGGGUCACUUUGUCUUUGUUGCUGGAUGGGUUGAAUGGCGACACAUUACUUUGGCUUCAAUAGACGUGCGUUUUGUAUUCAGCCCCCCUGAGGCCAUAACAUUGCAGAACCACCUUUUUGCUGCAAUCACAGCUGCGAUUCUUUUGGGGUAUGUCUAACAGCUUGGCACGUCUAAAAGACCUGAAUAGAGAUUUUUGCUCAUUCUUCCUGGCAAAAUAGCUCAAGCUCGUAUGGCAUGGCUUAUAGCGGCGGCAGAUUGUCCCACCUGAGCUUUGGAUAUUUGAAGCUCCUCCAGAGUUACCAUGGGCCUCUUGGCUGCUCUUCUUGUCAUGUCUCAGUUUUAUCCUGGUGGGUUUGAAGUUAUGUAUCUGUUUCCAUGUGGAACAGUCCUGCGUGAGAUGUUGGGAUGUCGUUUUCUAACCGGACCCUGCUUUAAACUUCUCUAGCACUUUCUGCUGUGGUCUACCGUCUGCGUGAUGUUGUUGUUGUUCCCUAAUGUUCUCUAACAAAACCCCAAGGACUUCAUUAACGAGAUGCAUUUAGACAGAGAUUAAAUUACACACAUACUAAUAAACAGACUUCUGCAGGCAGUUGGAUGCAUUGGAUUUUAUUUAUGGGUAUCAGAGUAAAGGACUGCAUAUAAAUCCAAACCUCACUGUAGAUCUGAAGUUGUUUUGCCUUACAAAUCAAUAGAGGAAGAGAGAAAUGCUUUACUGAAAUCACAAAAAAGCAAGUAUAAGGCUAACAGUGAUGCCUUUUUUAGUUUGUUUGUGUGUGAGAGAGAGAGAGAGAGAGAUCUUAAAGUUGAAUAUUAGUGAUUUAAUACAAGCUAAAACUGAAGAAUGCAAGGUGACAUAUUCUUCUUUGGUGUUGUCUUAAUAUUCCUCACCUUCAAGAUAUCGCCUUUUUUCUCCACAAAGUUCAGGUUUGCUCUAUUGUUUACAACAGUUUCAGUGUAUGCUUUGAAUAUUUUUCUAUUUGAUUUUUAUAUGUUACAUAUAUUUGGGAAUUUACCCAUGCUGAUUUAUUCAAUUGAAUCCUGUUUUGUUAUAAUUUAUUUGGCCUUAUGUGCUCAUAUUUUGGGAACGUUUCUUAUUUUUUAUACAUGUGCUCCGUUUCCCUGUUGCUUGCAGAAUAUUAAUUCAUUGAUCUGUGUAUCUGUGCAAUAAUGGACAUUCUUCUCUGACCUCUGCUGACAUAAAAAAACAAACAAAAUAAAAUGUCAUGCUCCCCACUUUUUGCGAUGCCUGCAUGUUCAUCCCAGUUUUCAGGUGAUCCUCUGUAAAUGUUGAACAGAGUUGAGACUUUCCCGCUCUCCUUGUAGGACAAUGGGAGGUCUAUAGGAUCACUCUGCAGAAACACUUGCUUUAACUUUUCGCUUUCAAAAAUCAGAGGGUUUGGUCAUUUCCCCUCACAUUUUCUGCUCGUAGAUCCUGCUUUACAUUUAUCCCUUGGUGUUUGUGCAACAGACGUGUGAAAUAUCAUCUGGCUGUAAAUACGAGAGAGUUAAAAAGAAAAUCUAAAUAAAACGCCAACAUGGUCUACAUGAAAA
Fundulus heteroclitus (mummichog) is the source of this 4946-nucleotide messenger RNA. RefSeq names its product failed axon connections homolog, metaxin like GST domain containing a (gene faxca). The transcript is spliced from 6 exons. The record is from RefSeq and is a predicted model, not a curated record. The coding region runs from base 243 to 1481 and encodes 412 amino acids. Gene Ontology annotation, cellular component: cytoplasm. NCBI's taxonomy places the organism in Eukaryota, Metazoa, Chordata, Actinopteri, Cyprinodontiformes, Fundulidae.